Trichobilharzia szidati is the source of this 836-nucleotide messenger RNA. The record is from the annotation of a GenBank genome assembly. NCBI's taxonomy places the organism in Eukaryota, Metazoa, Platyhelminthes, Trematoda, Strigeidida, Schistosomatidae.
AUGCUACCAUUUGGUUUUCUUGUCUGGUUUCAAAAUCGACGUGCCAAGUUCCGUAAAACUGAACGUGUUGUUCAACCUAACAGCUCAACGACGACAACCACAACACCGACUGAAACGUCAGGAGUAAUAACAUCAACUCUAUCGACUACAAAUAUAACACCACCAACAACCUGUAUGAAUCACACUGACGUUAAUCUUCCCUCACAAACAAGAAUUCAACAUUUAACGCUGAAUAAUAAUAAUUCAAUAUUUAAUGAAAAAUCCCAGUUUAUUCCUUCAACGAGUGAUCAAUACACGCCUAUGCAUCAUUUGAAAAAUACUCAAAACGAAGGCAUGUUACACCGAAAUAUUGACAGUCAAUUUCAACACUAUCAACCAUCAGAACAUCUAGAAGAUGAGGGUAUCUAUUCACAAGAAACAAUUGAAACGUAUAAUAAAGUAAAAGGGAAUGAAUUAAUCAAUACUGCUGAAAAACACUAUCCACCAUUGACAGAUCCUUUCUGUUCAAUGAUAUCGAAACCGCCAAAUGUAUUUCAAAGUAUUCCGAUCAAUCCAGACAACAAGCUGUACACGGAUUGGAGUAAUUCAGCCUCAGACUGUUUUAGAGAAAUCAGCUAUACAGACAAUCAUAGUAGUGGUAUACACCCAUUGUAUAAGUUAAGUCAAGCGUGUAGACAAGUUGACAGACUGCUGAUUGGUGAGGCACAAGAGGUGGUGAACACUUUCAAUAGUAACAAUAAAAAGUCUUCAGGGAAACAACAGAAAUUAAUUGAGAGAAAAAGUAGAAAUUGUCAGUAUUGAACAUUGCAGCAGAGCACACACACACAGAGAGUAGG